CAUCCGUCCCAUCCGCAAACCACGUGACCCAGCUCUCCCAUGUCCUUCAGUGGUUCAUUCAGCAUGAUGGCUGCGGAUGCUGCGGAUGCUUGCUGCUGCAUCCUGCAUCCGCGCCGGCUCUCGCUCCUCUUUCUGGCCAUCUUCCUCUCCUCCCUGCCAGCUCCGACUACAGCGCUGCUCGGCGUACGGCCAGAAGACACCAGAAGCGGAGAGUUGUCCGUGCAGGAUGGCAUGCUGAGGGCGACUGAGGGAACUCGCUUCAUGCUCAGGGUUUACUACUCUGCAUCUCCAGUUACGCAGCAUCCCAAGAGCCUAAAUGUGAGCGGCAGGCAGGACGCCGCUCCUGCCGCACCGUGGAUCGCUUUCAUAGAAGAACCAGGAGGGGACAGAGAGGAUGCAGACAGGCAGCUCAGAUCGACAGGGAACCCGUGUGUGGAGGAGAAUGCCCGCAGCUCUGACAUCGAGUUGCUGGGCUCUUUCAGGUCCACGUCAAGUCACAACUCAGUUUUAGUGGAGUUGCUUGCCAAAGACCUGCGCAGAGGCGAGAUGAUCAAAUACUACUCCAUGUGCGCUUUUGAUGGAGUGAAAUGGGAGCACUUCAGCACCAGAGACUAUUGGUUGGCGGUGGUGGAGAGACCCCCGCAAGCAGACGUCUGGCUCCAAGCGGGUGUUUCGGUGCUGCUGCUGGGGCUGUCUGCGCUCUGCAGCGGACUGAACAUUAGCAUGCUGGCCCUGGAUCCGGUGGAGCUCCGGGUUCUGCAGAACAGUGGCACGGAGAAGGAGCAGAAAUACGCACGGAAAAUAGAGUCGGUGCGUAAGCAUGGAAACUACAUCCUGUGCACCGUGGUGCUGGGAAACGUGCUUACCAAUACAUGCUUUGUGGUCUGGAUGUGCCAGAUUUUAGGAAUGACGCCCCUCUCGACUGCUUCGUGCACUUUGGGCAUAUUCUUCAUUGGUGAGAUUCUACCUCACUCUGUGGCGUCCAGACACAGCCUCGCCAUCGCAUCCAAGACCCUCUGUGCGACCCGGCUGCUCAUGUUAGUGUUCUUCCCCAUCGCCUAUCCCGUCUCUAAGAUCUUGGAUAUUAUGCUGCACCAGGAGAUUAGCAACUUCUACACGAGGGAGAAGUUGGUAGCCAUGCUGCGAGUCACAGACCCGUAUCACGACCUGGUCAAAGAGGAGCUCAACAUCAUCCAGGGAGCCUUGGAGCUGAGGACUAAGACCGUAGAGGAUGUGCUGACCCCGCUGUCAGACUGCUACAUGCUGUCCUCGGACGCGGUGUUGGACUUCUGCACCAUGUCCGACGUAAUGCAGAGCGGCUUCACCCGCAUCCCGGUUUACGAGAACGACAGGUCCAACAUCGUGGACAUCCUCUUUGUCAAAGACUUAGCCUUCGUAGAUCCCGACGACUGCACGCCGCUCAAAACCAUCACCCAGUUUUACAAGCAUCCCAUGCACUGCGUGUUCAAUGACACCAAGCUGGAUGUGAUGCUGGAUGAGUUUAAGAGAGGUAAGUCCCAUCUGGCCGUGGUGCAGAGGGUGAACAGUGAGGGGGAGGGAGACCCCUUCUACGAGGUUAUGGGCAUUGUCACCCUGGAGGACGUCAUAGAGGAGAUCAUCAAGUCAGAGAUUGUGGAUGAGACAGACCUGUAUACUGAUAAUCGGACCAAGAGACGUGUGUCAAACCAUGAGAGAAAACAGCAGGAUUUCUCCAUCUUCAAGCUGGCAGAGAAUGAGCUGAAGGUGAAGAUCUCUCCCCAGCUGCUGCUCGCAACCCACCGCUUCUUGGCCACAGAGGUGGAGCCAUUCAGGCCGUGUCACCUGUCAGAGAAGAUCCUGCUGCGUCUCAUCAAACAUCCCAGUGUGGUGCAGGAGCUCAAGUUCAACCCCAAGAACAAGCGCUCCCCUCAACACUACCUCUUCCAGAGAAACAAACCCGUGGACUACUUUGUCUUGAUUUUGCAGGGACGGGUGGAGGUAGAGAUCGGGAAGGAGGCUCUGCGCUUUGAAAAUGGAGCUUUCUCCUACUACGGCAUGCCAGCGCUCAUUCCACUUCUGCCUAUUGUCCAUAGGUGCAGCUCGCGGGGCAGUGGUCUGAAUCAGUCAGAUUCAGUACUGAGCGGAGGCAGUGUGGGGCAGCUCAGCACAGGAGCAGGGGUCUACCUGCCGGACUACUCAGUCAGACAGCUCACCGACCUGCAGAUCAUCAAGAUCACUAGGAACCACUACCAGAAUGCCCUGACAGCCACCAGGAUGGACAGCUCUCCCCAGACGCCAGACCCAGUGGAUGCAGAUGGGAAGGGGAAGCCGCCCAUCCCUGAGGCCCGCUCACACAGCAUCGCCCUCCCCCUCACCCACACACACACGCGGCUUGGACUGGCACGCCUCGCCCACCUCCAUCCUCACGGCGGCCUUCGCAGCACCUCGCAGCUCAAUGAGAGAAACCGCAUCGUCCGAAGUAAAUCAGACGGCCAGAGGAGUCCAAAUGAUACCGUGUUCCUCCGCAUGGACGAGAUUCCCUACAUCCAUGAGGACCGACCGGAAAGCUACGGAGAUGUGCCCACAGAGUCUCAGCCAUCCACCUCUCCCUUCAUCAGUUCUCUGUCUCUAUCCAGCUCCGAGGAGACCAUCGGAAAAAAGCUGUUGCGUAAAUUGAGUAACAAGCGGAGGAAAAAAUCUCGAGAUGGAAACCCAAGUUUGGAGGAGGGCUCAGAGCCGCCCCCGGUGAAGAGCUAGCAUAGUGCCACAGAGGAAGAGGGAGGAAGCACACACUCUCUUCCUCUUUAUCAUUCACCUGGUAUCCUCAUUAACCAACCAGCCCUUGGCGCGCCCACAUAGACUCCCUUGACACUCCCACAAAGCUCUCACAGGAGACUGAGCCAAUCCUGUCUCCUGUAGCUGCCAGUGAUACUCAGGUCCCCAUAACAACCCAUGUCCCACCUCUGCUAACCCUCAUGCCCUUAUGACAGGUAAGAUCAGACAAGUCUAAAAACAUGCGAAUGGCAGUGGGAUAAACAACAUGGCAAUGCAUUAAUCUAGCCUUACACUGGACCUAAGAGUUGAUGAAGUCUGUGUAUCUAGGAUUUCAUCAUGUGUUUACACUAACAGAAAACUUCAGAUCUACAAAUGGCAAGGGAACUGUUGGGGCUCAGGAAGGGGCGUAGUAGAUGGGACAGUCCUUGUUCACGUUAUGGUUUUCCCUAACCUUAACACUGAAACUAUUUCCUUUAAGGAGGGAGCGUGUUGUCUUACUGAAACAUUAGCAUGACCUGUGAUUUAACAAUAGUUGUCAUGUGAACUAGCUGUCAUCACUUUGUCUCAACGCUACAAGUUCUCAAAGCAUGAAGGAGCCCAGGAUGAUCCUUAGACCUUAUCUAAGCCAAUUUUGAUCCUUUACUUGGUCAAGCAAUGAAUACAGCGGUAUCUGCUAUCAGAGGGCCGUUCCCACAUACUUAAGAUGUUGUUUGCACAGGGAACCGGCCUAAUGUUGCCAUAAGGAUGCCACCUACUGCCAAGAUGAUAAAAUAUGCUAGCCAUGAGCCAAGAGGAAAUUACCACUACAACAGAGCACAAUUUUUACAGUAGAUUAAAAGAACACAAUAAUAAAAGCCAUUAUUUCCAAUUUUAAUCACCUAAUGUAUGAAAUCACCUCAAUUUCAAAGGGGUAUGCACAAUAUUUAAUGUAUCUGCUCGAAAAGUAACAGUUUGUUACCUGAUUUUUGUAUAGAGGAGUAACGAUUACCUACUGUGACUGGUAAUUUGAAGAUAGCAAUAUUAGUCAUCCUAUAUAAAUGGAUUGAUUUUUACUUCAUCAGUCUGCAUCAACUUCCCUCUCCUCACACACAGGCAUGAAUGCACUCACACAAAAGCUCGCAACCUGCAUUUCCUACAUACCUCCUGUCUUGUGUCCAUCUCAUUUGUUGUUAAAGGUGCCACUGUCUGAAUAAUCAGCUGUAUAGACACAAACUCGGUUCCUUUUUACAAUUAAACCUACACCUUCACAAUGCACCACAUGGUGUUACCAUCUUCAUUGAGACACCAUCAGCCUUCUGCCCGUAUAUUUUGUUGAUCACAUUCAGUAGAUGAUGUAGAUUUAUCAUCAGAUUGGUAGUGAACUUUGCAAACAUCAUAACAUUUAAUUAUAAUAGCCAUUUAUCUACCAGUGCAGUUCAUCUCCCACAGGAAUGAUAUCAGUAAAACUACAUACAAUAAGCUUGGGUUUAGAGGUUUGAGGCUAGGGGUAUGAAUGGAAACUUUUGGGAUUCAGGUACUUGAAGAAGAGCAGUGGUGACUUGCAUGUUUGUUUAUACUGCUUUUGCUGUAGAAAUGUUCCCAUUAGAAAUCCUUGUGCUUUUCAGUAGUUCUGCAUGCUUAGGCAGAGGGAUACAUGAAUAGAAUGAUACCAAUCUGCAAUUAAGGAUGCCCCCCCGCACACACACACACACACACACACACACAUAUAUACAGCUACCCAACCGAGACGCAGGGUGUGACUUGGCAAAAGGCGAUCUUACCACAGAUCUGCUUGGCACCGAGGUCUCUGAUAGAAGCCGAGGAAGUGUGAAUCAGCCUUUAGUGCUGUGAUAUGGCCAAUCUAGCUUUAAGGGUUUGGCUGUCACUGGGACAUUAUGAUGUAAAAUGUAUUCGAGACAGCUCAGAUAGUCGGAAUUUCCCAGUCGACCGGCCGUGGAUACAAAGUGUGUGGGUUCCAGUCGUUUUGAGGUUGAUUAUUUCCGAGUUGCAUCAGUCUGUUACAAUGGCAAUACCUGCUUCAGCUACGGGCGAAGUAUGAUAGCGCUGGAGUAAAUUUAUUAGCUAUACCAGCUAAAAAACGUAUCAUUUAAUGUAACUAGCAACUGUUAGUUAUAUAUUUUACAACAUAUGUUUUUGUUCAAGCAAUCUGAUUGAUCGAGAGACGCCUGUUAUUUACUAUAACAUCAUGGGUGUUGCAUCACUUUAUCUGUAUUAUUCUUGUAACAGCUGUCAAACUAAUAGCUGAAUAUCACUAAUUCUGCUUCUGUUAAGCUAACAAUGGUUAUAUGUCCA
Molecule: messenger RNA, 5046 nt
Organism: Myripristis murdjan (pinecone soldierfish)
Lineage: Eukaryota; Metazoa; Chordata; Actinopteri; Holocentriformes; Holocentridae
Gene: cnnm1
Product: cyclin and CBS domain divalent metal cation transport mediator 1
Exons: 10
Coding region: 40-2736 (898 amino acids)
Biological process (GO): transport; magnesium ion homeostasis
Cellular component (GO): plasma membrane
Molecular function (GO): transmembrane transporter activity
Source: RefSeq, a predicted model, not a curated record